Messenger RNA from Bolinopsis microptera, 321 nucleotides. RefSeq names its product LYR motif-containing protein 4-like. Bases 6 to 230 code for a protein of 74 amino acids. Lineage: Eukaryota; Metazoa; Ctenophora; Tentaculata; Lobata; Bolinopsidae. Gene Ontology annotation, biological process: iron-sulfur cluster assembly. The record is from RefSeq and is a predicted model, not a curated record. The transcript is spliced from 3 exons. Gene Ontology annotation, cellular component: L-cysteine desulfurase complex; mitochondrion.
CUGCAAUGGGAGAAGUAAGGGCGAUGUACCGGGUUAUGAUGAGGACUGCUCAACAGUUUAGUGACUCAGCAUACAGGAAUUACGCUUUACGGCGGAUAAGGCACGAGUUUCGGACAUGUCAGGAGUUUGACAGUAAACGAGCUACUGAUAAUCUUAACAUGCUCGUUAGACAGAUAACAAUAAGCAAACUGUACAGUAUGCCAGUGGAUGUCUUGCACAAGAAAACGUGAAACGACAAUAUGUUUUAGCGGAGUUGUGGAUGACUAAAUGUUUCAUCAUGUCAUCAGCUGGGUAUUGUGAACUAUAGCACUGUCACGUGAC